Messenger RNA from Ascochyta rabiei, 1278 nucleotides. RefSeq names its product E2 ubiquitin-conjugating enzyme. The coding region runs from base 1 to 1278 and encodes 425 amino acids. NCBI's taxonomy places the organism in Eukaryota, Fungi, Ascomycota, Dothideomycetes, Pleosporales, Didymellaceae. The transcript has 2 exons. Gene Ontology annotation, biological process: protein polyubiquitination; ubiquitin-dependent protein catabolic process. Gene Ontology annotation, cellular component: nucleus. Gene Ontology annotation, molecular function: ubiquitin conjugating enzyme activity. The record is from RefSeq and is a predicted model, not a curated record.
AUGAACUCCAGGUCGCUCAGGCGCCUUGCUGGCGACCACGCUUCUCUGCACACAGCCGGCCUGCCGCCCCACUACCUGUUCCCUCCCAACGCCGACGCCGCGGCCGACCUCACUUCCCUCGACGUCCUCCUGUCGGGCCCUGUCGGCACGCCGUACGUGGGCGGCGUGUGGCGACUGCACCUGGACAUACCGCCCACCUACCCCACAGCCGCUCCCACCGCUUUCUUCCGCACAAGGUGCUGGCAUCCCAACGUCGACGAGGCCACGGGCGCCGUCUGCGUGGAGACACUCAAGCGAGACUGGAGCAGCACGCUCAAGCUACGCGACGUACUGGUCACGAUAUCAUGCUUGCUCAUUCAGCCCAACCCUGCGAGUGCCCUCAAUGAAGAAGCCGGCAAGCUCGCGAACGAGGACUGGGCUGGCUUCUGUCGCCGAGCGAAGCUCAUGACCGAGAUCCAUGCUGCCGUUCCGAGCCACCUGGCGGAGGAGGUCCGGGACGCCCAGAUGCGCGGCGAAGACAAACACGCCGAACCGCCACAGAAGCAGUCGAAGCUUGAGUCUCGCAGCAAGGGCAAGGAGCGGGUCAAGGCCACGCCUACGGCGCCCUCCAAAGCCCAACGCGCACCGCUUGUCGAAGACGAGGAGAACGCACAGCGCCAAGGGCGUACAGCAGAACCAGAGAGCGAUGAGAGCGACUGGAUACCGCGCCCCAACAGGUCGCCCAAGAAAGCUCCCGGUCCUAGGCAAGAGAGCAACAUCCUUGGCAUUCGCGGUCUGGAUCCCAGUGUAGCACUCGACGAUGCCUCCAAGCGGAUCCCUCCUGUUGAUUCACAAACAGAGGGGCUAGUCGCCCCAGAGUUGGAGAAUACUGAUCCCUUCACGACUGUGACUUCAAAGCGCACGGCACAUGCACAGACCUCCUUCGUGUUACCUAUAUCACCAAAUCUGACGACAUCGCAUCCAACCCAAACUACUACCCUAACCCCGGAGCGCCUCAAGUUCUCACAUCACAACCCAUUCGCGGCCAUACAACCGAACAAGCAAAGCCACCCCCUUUUCAAGGAGUUUUCUUGCUCGUGGAUGGACUCGGGAAGGUUGCAUGGAGGUGGUCUGGCCAAGGACGGAGGAAGCCAAGAUGGGACGAGAAAACGGGUAGCGGGCGAGGACUUGGAAAAGAGGAGGAGAUGGGAGAUGAAGCGCUUUGCGAAAGCUGGGUGUGAACUGAAGAGAUACAAUCGUGGAGAUUUUGGACCUCGAACUGGGAUCGGGCGACUUUGA